AUGAGACGGGCCAUUUUCCUGCAAUUUUUACUUGGAAUAUUGGCUUGCUUUAGCGUCUUCUGCGCCAAUGCAGAAGAUGCAUAUAGAUACUAUACUUGGGUAGUCACAGAAGGAAUACAAGCUCCUCUUGGUGUUUACCAACGGGUCAUUCUUAUUAAUAAUCAAUUUCCUGGACCUCCAAUUGAAGCUGUGACUAAUGACAACAUGGUUAUAAAUGUCAUCAAUCAAUUAGAUGAACCUUUCCUCAUUACAUGGCAUGGAAUUAAACAAAGGAGGACAUCAUGGCAAGAUGGUGUGCUUGGUACCAACUGUCCAAUCCCUCCCCACUCAAACUGGACAUACAAAUUCCAGAUGAAGGAUCAAAUUGGAACCUACAUGUACUAUCCUUCAACUUUAAUGCACAGGGCCGCUGGUGGUUUUGGGGCUAUCAACAUUCAACAAAGGUCAGUGAUAUCAAUCCCAUACCCUGCACCUUAUGGAGAAUUCACUGUGCUUGUUGGCGAUUGGUACAAGGCUGGCGACAAGGCCUUACAGAAAACGCUGGAUUCAGGCUUGGGUCUUCCUCUACCAGAUGGCCUUCUUAUUAAUGGUGUCCAUCAAUCUUAUACUUUCACUGGUCAGAAAGGGAAAACAUACAAGUUUAGGAUUACAAAUGUGGGUAUUUCAACAUCAAUUAACUUCAGGAUCCAGGGUCAUCCAAUGACUCUUAUUGAAGUUGAAGGAAGCCAUUGUCUGCAGGAGGUGUACGAGUCCAUUGAUAUUCAUGCAGGUCAAUCUGUAGCCGUCUUGGUUACCUUACUUGCGUCAAUUAAAGACUACUACAUUGUGGCUUCUACCCGUUUCACAAAGCCUAUUCUCACCACUACUGGCAUUCUUCGCUAUGAGGGUUCCAACACUCCAGCCUCUUUGCCAUUGCCUAUAGGCCCAACUUAUCAGGUUCACUGGUCCAUGAAACAAGCCAGGACCAUCAGAUUGAACUUAACAGCAAAUGCAGCUAGGCCUAAUCCUCAAGGGUCAUUCCACUAUGGGUCAAUAAACGUUGUGAGGACGCUUGUUUUGGCCAAUGAAAAAGUCAACAUAAAUGGCAAGUUGCGAUAUGCCGUUAAUGGGAUAUCCUAUGUGGAUCCAACUACCCCAUUGAAGCUUGCAGACUGGUUUAACAUCCCUGGUGUCUUCACAUUAAACUCAACCAAGGAUUUUCCCACUUCAGGGCCUGCAGUCUUGGGUGCCUGUGUCUUCGGAAUCAACCUUCAUGACUUUGUUGAGAUUGUAUUCCAGAACUCGGAAAAAACUAUCCAGUCUUGGCAUCUUGAUGGAUCUAGCUUCUAUGUUGUCGGAUAUGGUUCUGGUGAGUGGACAAUUGACUCAAGGAAAAGCUACAAUCUGGCCGAUGCAAUAUCUAGACACACUGUCCAGGUAUAUCCAACAUCAUGGACAGCAAUUAUGGUUUCAUUCGACAACAAAGGUAUGUGGAACUUGAGAUCACAAUUAUGGCCAGAUCGGUACCUAGGCAAGCAAUUGUAUCUCAAAGUUUGGGACAACGAAAAGAGCCUGUUUACUGAGGCUGACAUUCCUCCGAAUGCACUACUUUGUGGCAAGGCCACUAACUUAUAGAACUUUGUCGCAUUGAUGUAAUUUUAUUAUUUUCUGCAUUUUCUGAUUUUCCCCCUUCAGUUUCAGUUACGAGGGUGUGACUGUAGGAAGAAAUACGGGGGAGUUAGGCUUCAAAAUGUACUGCAUGCCAUUGAUAUUUAA
This is a messenger RNA of Durio zibethinus, 1755 nucleotides long. Its product is annotated as protein SKU5 SIMILAR 14-like. NCBI's taxonomy places the organism in Eukaryota, Viridiplantae, Streptophyta, Magnoliopsida, Malvales, Malvaceae. The record is from RefSeq and is a predicted model, not a curated record. Gene Ontology annotation, molecular function: oxidoreductase activity; copper ion binding.